This is a messenger RNA of Ascoidea rubescens DSM 1968, 1434 nucleotides long. RefSeq lists its product as uncharacterized. NCBI's taxonomy places the organism in Eukaryota, Fungi, Ascomycota, Saccharomycetes, Ascoideales, Ascoideaceae. The transcript has a single exon. The record is from RefSeq and is a predicted model, not a curated record. The coding region runs from base 1 to 1434 and encodes 477 amino acids.
AUGACUGACCAUAUUUUUGAUUCAUCAUCACAUUCAAAAUCCUUUUCUUCUGAAACAACUUCCUUCAAAAACGGUUUAGUCUCUCCUAUAUCAACUAGCGAAUCUCCUGCUUUAAACAACCUAUCUGAUUUCAACCCAAAGAGAAAAUCUUUAUUAUCUUCGGAAAAUAAUUUCCCAAUUAAUUUAAACAUGAAUAACAGUAUUAACAAUAAUAAUAGCACUAAUAAUAAUAUUCCCGCUAAUAUUAACACCAAUGUCAAUAGUAAUGCUAACGCCAAUACAAAUAGUAAUAGCGCCGACAACAGUACUAACUCCAAUGCUAACACCAACAGUAUCAAUAAUAAUAUUAAUAAUAAUAUCAAUGCUACUAAUACUACUAAUACUACUACUAAUAACAAUUCGAGUAAUAACAACAACAACAACAAUAAUAAUAAUAACGCAAAUGCUAACAGCACCAAUCCCAACAACUCUUAUAAUCCCUACCUAUCGCCCUCGCAAAUUUCAAAUUCGGAAUCAAGCUCUCCCCCAACAAACUACUACUCAAAUUAUAACAACUCGUCAACAUCUAGAAACACAAGUGCAACAAGCUCUGCUAGUUUUUUCAAUCAAAACAAUGCCAAUAGUAAUCAGUUGAAAGCUGCUGCCACUAUAAAUUCGCAAAACCCCAAUGCAACGCCAAAUGAUUUCAAUAACCUCGCUUUAAGUAACCGUAAUAAUCUUAUUAAUAAUAUCAACCAUAGCAAUAGCCAUAACCAUGACAAUAAUAGCAAUAACAACCUUCUCUUUAACCACUCAUCAACAAUUGUGCAGGGAGGAAACUAUCCAUACAACAACCAAAAUAUAUCCGGCAGCACUCCUUCUUUUAUAUCAUCCAAUCCUGCCAACCCCAAUGGCUACCAGAUACCAAAUAUAUUCCAAACCAAUAAUAAUGGACAGAAUUACAGUGGAAUGAAUAACCAAUUCAAUACUUCAAUGCCAGGAGCUGUUGGAAUGGCUGGUGGCAAUAUGGGAAAUCCUCAGCAAAUGCCUGAGUUUAAUAGCCGAGAUUUAAAAAUCCUCAAAACCUUAUUGAUUUCAGGAGAAAAAUUCAAAUGGAAACAUAUACUGCUGACAUUGUCUCGCAAUAGAAAUAAAAAGGUUACACCAUCUUGUUGUUUAAAGAAAAGUAGAGAGCUAUUUGGAUUGCCCAGUGAAAGUCUUGAAGGUGAUUUAGGUACCAGUUUGACUUACGCUGUCAACAAAAACGGAUGGUCCAGCAUUUUGACUGAAAAUCAGAUGCGUGGGUCCAGUGGACUUCCGGCAGCAAAUACAGCUAUCCAUAGUUCCAAUACCCAAAUGCAAAUGCCAGGGGGUGUUCCUGGAAACAUCAUGGCAGGAUUUAAUGAUAGAAACAUGCAAUCAAAUUUCUCUACCUAUGCUAGCACAGCUUGGUGA